This is a messenger RNA of Phanerochaete carnosa HHB-10118-sp, 1033 nucleotides long. RefSeq lists its product as uncharacterized. Bases 213 to 815 code for a protein of 200 amino acids. The transcript has a single exon. The record is from RefSeq and is a predicted model, not a curated record. NCBI's taxonomy places the organism in Eukaryota, Fungi, Basidiomycota, Agaricomycetes, Polyporales, Phanerochaetaceae.
GCGCACCUGUCUUGCAAUGUUUGUCGCCGCCGCUGUCGGGUCGCCUUGCAGUAUAAAAGCAACGUCCAGGCCGUCUCUUGACCAGUCCAAUCCAAUACACGACUGCCUCUGCUCCUCUUCACUAUCCGCUCGACGACGAGGGACACGUCGGUGUCCGUCCCUGAUACAUCUAUUCGCGUCAACCCCGGACGCGACUUUUUUCCGGACCCAAUAUGAUCGCUACCACUCCGUGUGGUCGCGGGCACGGUCAAUCGGCUUCAGUCUCACAGCAACCAGCUGGCGACAGUACUGACGUUCGUUACAUCUCUGCUGCAGACCAUCCUUCUUCUCGUUCUUGGCAUUGCCUCCAUCUUCCGCGUCCCUAUGCGGCUCCUACUGCGACCACACCGGCGCCUAUCCACAUUGCUGCUGACGGCACCAAUGGUCCUCGGCUGAAGAUCUUCCCCCAGCUUAAUAUCAUGCCUUUCUCUUCCGUCAUCCUUUCUUUUCCCUCCGUCGUCAUCUACUCUGUCAUCGCUGCUUUCGCCUGGUUGAUAUCCCUCCUUUACCUCUAUGUUUUGUUGCUCGGGCUCUCGCACCUCGACAGUUUGCUGAUCCCCUUAAGCAAGCUAUCCCGGCUUGUCGCUGCCGAGGCCGUCGCCGACCAUGACCACCAUGCCGACGCCCUCGCUCUUCUGCACGGCACCUGGAAGAUGUACUUGACGUCGCUUGGGCGAGAUCUAGAAAUGGCAAGUGCGCUGUGUGCGGCGGUUCUCGCGUACGUCAUCCCCCUCAUGCUGCACGCCGUGUACGCCCAUGAUCGUAAUCGAUGCUGAUCGAAAAAUGAAACAUAUUUAGGCUCACGAUCGGCUUGCUCUCGAUCACAAGCAUCGCGGAAGAAGUCGUCACAAAGACAAUCGCUUUCAUGUGCCUGUUCGCGUGUGCUGCCGGUAUCGCGAUCUCGCUCAACAUGCGUCGGCACCUGAACAACGUUGCCCAAACCUGUGACGUUGUUAAAGACUGGGUCCGCGUGAGUGACCUGAAGGCAAUAUAG